Messenger RNA from Cyclocybe aegerita, 1374 nucleotides. NCBI's taxonomy places the organism in Eukaryota, Fungi, Basidiomycota, Agaricomycetes, Agaricales, Hemipholiotaceae. The record is from the annotation of a GenBank genome assembly.
AUGUCCCCUACCCCUCCGUCCACCUCUUGGCCUAUCCCUAAACUCACUUAUCGCAUCGCAGAGGGCGACACAGAGCAUCCAGGCGUCGAGAUAUUCCUGAAUGCCAUCAAACCUGAGGAAGCUUUGCUCAAAGCCGUGGUUGCCAACUUUGAGGCUCUGUACACGCGAGAGAUGCUUCCAAAUCACAUCGAAGAGAUAACAUUGGUUUUGGAAUCGAUUCCCGGGGUUGCGUACUUGGGCGACGUAAUGCCUUCCAGCUCAAAGCAGCAGAUCCACUACAGCCUUCAGUAUGUGCAGCAGACUGCAGAUCGCGCUGCAGAUGAGAUUAUCGGCGUCCUUGUGUUCGAGAUCUUCCACGUCUACAAUCGCAUUACAAACACUACGUGUCCAAGUGGAUUCAUUGACGGCCUGGCAGAUUAUGUCCGUCUGAAAGCGGGUUACGCCCCUCCUCACUGGGACAAGCAACCUAGAGAUGACUGGGAGGCUGGUAACGAAAGCACAGCAUACUUCCUCGACUGGAUAGAGAAGCGCCCGAACGGGACAGGCACGAUCCACAAACUAUACGAAUACGCCUUACAGCUGAACGACCAGGAGUUCAACGAAAAUAUAUUUGAGAUGCUUACAGGAGAAACUGUCGAUAUGCUUUGGGAACAAUACUGUGAUUCCGUGAACGGCACGGAUAACACCACGACCCUAGGAGACUUGUCACAAUGGCCGAUACCGAAGUUCAACUUACGGAUUGAAGAUCUUGACCAUGAAGGAGCAGAUAUAUUCCUCGGUGCCGUGAAACCGAAAGAGGCCUUGCGCGAGGCGGUUAUGGCAAGCUUUAACCACCUGUAUACACUCCAAACUGUCCCAAGAAAUGUUAAGACCAUCACUCUAGUGCUUCGAUCAAUGGGCGGUGUAGCGCACACAACAGGAGGGAUGUCCCACAAAGAAAUUCACUAUUCCCUGGAAUACGUCAAGGUAAAGGCGGAUGUCGCCCGCGAAGAAAUCAUGGGGGUACUCGUUCAUGAAGUUGUGCAUUGUUACCAGCAUACUGCCCAUGGGACGUGUCCUGGAGGGCUCAUUGAGGGAAUAGCUGACUACGUUCGCCUGCGUGACGGCCGUGCACCAGCUCAUUGGCGGCAGAGCUCAAACGGCUGCUGGGACGCGGGAUAUGACACGACAGGCUAUUUCCUUGACUGGAUCGAAAGCAACCACGAAAGCGCCACCAUCUCGAAACUAAAUGCCCUCAUGAAGAGCUGCAAGUACAAUGAAGAAAUUUUGUUCAAGGAGGUCACUUGGAAAUCUGUCAAUGAUCUUUGGUCCCAGUAUGGUGACUUCUUGAAAGCAAAGGAACAGAAGGCCGAGCCAAUGUCUGUUGGGCAGUAG